Rana temporaria (common frog) is the source of this 1737-nucleotide messenger RNA. RefSeq names its product basal body orientation factor 1 (gene BBOF1). The transcript is spliced from 11 exons. Lineage: Eukaryota; Metazoa; Chordata; Amphibia; Anura; Ranidae. Bases 68 to 1639 code for a protein of 523 amino acids. The record is from RefSeq and is a predicted model, not a curated record.
AUGUGACUCGCAGGGGGCGGGAGAAGACUCGGAGCUGUCGCCAUGGAGACGCAGUAACAGAGCAGAGAUGGUGGGAAAGGGAGCGAAGCGGAGUAAGAGCAAGAGGAAGAAGAAGGUGGGCAAACAUGAGCCCAGAGCCGAUAAAGAGUCAGAAGCAGAAAAGGCAAAGGCCAAUGCGGCCAUCUGGGAGGCCAGACUUAAAAUGGCGGAACUGUCUCGAACACAGUACCGCGACGCCGCCCGAACCUUGGCACACAAUAAUGAAGAGCUGAGUAAGAACCAGUACCAGAUGGAGAAGGAUAUGCUGGAAGUCAUUGGUUUCCUGAAGAAACAGGACCUGAAGAAGGAUGAAAUGAUUGAAGAAUUACAGCGACAACUGUCAGCAGAGAGGAAACAAGCAGAUGAAGAGAGACAACAGCUGAUAGAGGCAUACAAGAAGCAGAUUGCCAGCUUGGAAGAGAAAUGCUCCCAGAAGACUCAGGAAAUGCAGAUAAUUCAGGCAGAGUUCAGGAUGAUGAAGGAAUUUCGCAGACGUAAAGGGGAAAUGGAGAAAGAGCUGGAUGAGAUUAAAGGGAGCCUGCGCCGAGCUAACCAGGAGCAUAAAGAGUCGCUGGCGGCUAUAGAGAGACGCUUCUUCCAAGACAAGCAACGUCUGGAGAAAGAGGCAGAGAAGAAAAUUGUGAUGCUGGCAGAAAAAGCUCAUAAUGAGGCCAUCAUGCAGCUGGAUGAUGCAGGAAGAUCUGUCUUUAAGGAGAAUGUACGUCUGAAAGAGGCCAUUUCCUAUCAUCUGGAUGAGGCACGAAAUUUAAAGAAAGCCAACACACAACUAAAGGAGGAGAAGGAGCGUCUUCUGCAGGAGAAGGAAACCAGUGAAAAGUUGGUUCAAGAAAAAGUUCUGCAAGUUUCUCAUAAAAACACACAGAUCCAGGAGUUACAGAGGACUGUGCAGACCAUGGGGUGUUCUGUAGAGGAGAUGAGGAUGGAAAUCGAGGAUGGCAUGCAAAAGAAACAUCUUCAGAUACAAGGAGCAAACCAGGCAGGAAGUGCAGAGCUGCAGAAGCUUCAAAGGCUCUUGGAGAGCAAGGAUCGGGAAAUGAACCGCGUUAAAAAGCUUGCUCACAAUAUCCUACAGGAGAGGACAGAGGUCGAGCAUUUCUUUUUGGAAGCUCUGGAGCAGGUAAAACAGGAAAUCAAGUCCAACAGAAACUAUUAUCAGAAGAUGGCACAGGUAGCCUACAACAGUCGUAUGAUGCAGGCAGCUGCGGGAACAGAGCAAUAUCCUAAGAUCAGAACCUUCCAUAACAAGGAACAUAGUACCAAUGAUGUCAGCCAAGAUGUCAAGGAGGCCGAGAAAUGGUCUCACAUAGAGAGCGGAAAAGUGGACAUUGCAGAUCUAACCUGGGAGCAGAAGGAGAAGGUCCUGAGACUUUUGUUUGCAAAAAUGAAUGCCUCGGUUCCCAGGAAAAAGGGGACCGGUGUAAAAGCUGUAAUGUUUUCUGGAACUAGAGAUCCUCAACCCAGGGAAACUGCAGAGAUAUCGGACAAUACAAUCUUCAUAACACAGCAAGUUCCAGAACAAUCUACAUCAAGUGGGCUUUUGCCAGAUAUCUAUGCGGCGAAAUGUCACCCUGUGGCCUGAGGAUCAGCAUCAUGUACAUAUCCUCUCCCUUCCUUCCGGAGAAUCAGUGUUUCCCACAUUGUGAAAAGGAAUCAUGAUGUAAUAAAUCUAUAAGAAGA